Messenger RNA from Zootoca vivipara (common lizard), 3406 nucleotides. It is a transcript of the gene HMBS, whose product is annotated as hydroxymethylbilane synthase. Gene Ontology annotation, biological process: heme biosynthetic process. Gene Ontology annotation, molecular function: hydroxymethylbilane synthase activity. The record is from RefSeq and is a predicted model, not a curated record. Lineage: Eukaryota; Metazoa; Chordata; Lepidosauria; Squamata; Lacertidae. Gene Ontology annotation, cellular component: cytoplasm.
GAGGACGUCGCGAUGUGACCUCUGUGCAUGGUGGUGACCUCACGCGCGUCCCGGGGGUCUUUAAUGAGAUGCAAAUGAGUUCGGCCCCCGCUGGUGGGCCUGGGGACGGGGGUUGCCUCCGACCAUGGCUGCCUCUCUGCUACCUUCCCCCCCCCAACCCGACUUACGUGGGUGCUAUCUCUCUUUUUCUACACCUGUGUGUCCCCCAGUGCUACUUUUCUUAGAAAGGGGGAAUAUAGUUGUUAAAUGGUGGUGCUAGUUUGAUUUUUAUUAAACUCGAUUUAUAUGUGUGUGCGUGCGUGCACACGCACACACAAUUUUAGUUACAGGUAGGUAGCCGUGUUUCAUGUUGGUAUCCCGUCCUGUAAUCCGCUUUAUAGCCACAGAGAAACAUUGGGCUGGUGUUUCUCCCAGGGCUAUUUUGCCCUUUGCCGGUCAAGGGAGGCAGGUUGCAUUUCUAGAAUGUGCUCCUGUCAAAAUCAGAUGCCUCUUGUUUCUUGCACAACCUUGUGCAACUUGAGCUCUGCCUCUGUGUGGCAAGGCACUCUUGCCUAAUCCAAAGGGUGGCUUUGUAGGGUGCACCUCUGCCCUGUUAGGUAGUACACUGUACAGAUACCUCCAGGCAGUUUCUACUGGCAGCCAAGGUGAGCCAGAGUGUGGUGGCGGUGAAGAGAAGCGUGGGUUUGCUUCUUUCAGGUGCCCUCUUGCAUCCCUCUGCUAUAGGGUGCUUCAUCAAGCUGUUUUUCUAGUUUUUGCGUGCACACUCACACUUUCACUUACCCUUUCAAAGUGCCACUGGGGAUACAUCCCAUAGCCUUCCCAUGGGGAGACUGUUAUAUUAGCUUCCACACCUGAGAUUUUGCCUGGAUUUUGGGCUGUUGGGCCUGAGCCUUUUGGGUGAUACUGUGUAUGGUGGACACCUACACAGCUUGCCUGUUUCUGUGUUUUCAGUCUCAGAUUCAAACAAAUUCUGUGCCCUUGGUCUCUUCUCUCUUCACACAAAGCACCUCUUUCUGUUCCCCUUGGCUGCAUAAUUGCUCUACAAACACAGAAACUGCUGCUUUCAGCACCCUCAUGGUAUCUCUUUUUCUUCCCUAAAGCUAAGCGUCUACGGUAGUGCUGAUGGCUAUGUUUGAUGAAGACUGAAGGGAACUGAUGAUUUGGGGUUGACUUCCAGAAGUCACAUAUGGGGCUUCAGUACCUUGUGACUACCAAUCUCUCCUAUGAACGAUUGACAUCUAUUCCCCAUUUUCAGCUCUACUGCCCACCUGUGCCCCGUUCCUGCGUUUUGCCCUAUUUCCCAGCAUCCCAUUUCUUGUCUUUAUAUACUCCUUUCCACGCCCACUACCCUAAGAGCCACAUUCUCUUGGGAGAUGUCCCAGAAAGUAAAUAUCAGCCCAGCUUGCGCACUUCCUUGCUGCAGAACAGAUAGCCUUGGCCACCAUGGGUGGAAGCAAGGAGGUUAUCAGGAUGAUAGCUUCCUGCAUUCUGAUCCACAGAGAUUAUAGUUGUUUGCCAUGCAGUUUGAGUGUAUCUCCCCUUCUGCGCCACCACCCUCCCCCUGCCCUAUAUUGCAAAUACAGCAAGUGGUUGAAAUGUCCCUUGUUCACUUGUGCAAAUGGCCCCUUUGUCAAUGGCUUUGCUCUGGGAGAUUGUCUUCUGCUGCCUGUCUUUCCCAGAACAAUUUCUUUCUGUGCAAAACCCGGACAGUUCCUCGCAAGCAGCCCCUGCAGCUGCAGUUCCCUCCAGGCUCAGUUCCUUCCUUCUCCCCACCCCCCUUGAACGCCCUUUCCCCUUCUCUGCCUUAUCUCUGCUGCCAGGUUGGGGCUAGUUUGCAAGGAGAGACUCCUUUGAUUAGACGCUGACAGAGCAAGGCAGCAGGUCUUCCUCUUGCCUCUAGCAAAUACAUCUUUUUCUUCCUCCUCUUCACUGGGUCCUGGGUUGCAAACCUCUAUUGAGAUGGCAAAGGUGGUGUUGCAGGACAGUCAGGAGAAGAAUGGCUUGAAGAAAGAGACUAUCCGCGUGGGAACAAGGAAAAGCCAGCUCGCCCGGAUCCAGACGGACAGCGUGGUUCAGAUGCUGCAGGAGCGCCACCCUCACCUCUGCUUUGAGAUUGUUGCCAUGUCAACCACAGGUGACAAGAUCCUGGACACAGCUCUGUCCAAGAUUGGCGAGAAAAGCCUAUUUACGAAGGAACUGGAAAAUGCACUGGAAAGAAAUGAGGUUGACUUGGUGGUUCACUCCCUGAAGGACCUGCCCACAUCCCUCCCACCCGGCUUCACCAUCGGUGCCAUUUGCAAGAGAGAGAGUCCGUAUGAUGCGGUCGUCUUCCACCCUAAGCAUGCAGGCAAGAGCCUCCACAACCUCCCUGAGAAGAGCGUGAUCGGGACCAGCUCACUUCGCCGGGCAGCUCAGCUGAAGAGGAAGUUCCCUCACCUGGAAUUCAGAGAUAUUAGGGGAAAUUUGAACACUCGCUUGAAGAAGCUGGAUGAGAAGGAGGAUUUCAGCGCCAUCGUCCUGGCAGCGGCUGGCCUCAGGCGCAUGGGCUGGGACAGCCGCAUUGGUCAAGUCCUGAGCCCCGCAGACUGCUUGUACGCAGUUGGGCAGGGAGCCUUAGCAGUGGAGGUGAGAGCCAGAGACCAGGAGAUCCUCGAUAUGGUGUCCGUCCUGCACGACAGUGAGACGGUGCUGCGCUGCAUUGCAGAGAGGGCCUUCAUGAAGCACUUGGAAGGCGGCUGCAGUGUCCCUGUGGCUGUGAACACUGUGCUGAAGGACUUCCAGUUGUAUUUGACUGGAGCGGUCUACAGCCUUGAUGGAUCUGAGAGCCUACGUGAGACCAUGCAAGCAAGCAUGAAUUAUUUUCCACACGAGAACGAAGAUGGCCCCAACGAUGACAUCCAGCACGUUGGCAUCACUGCAAAGAAUUUCCCUCAGUCUGCUCAAGUGGCUGCAGAGAAGUUAGGCAUUCAGGUGGCUGAGCUCCUCCUGAGCAGAGGGGCAAAGCACAUCCUCAACGUGGCCCGACAGCUCAACGAUGCCUGAUGGUGGCCUGCCUUGGAUGUCAAGCUGCUCUUGCCUUUGUCCUUCAUGGAAGCAAUGAAGUCUCUUGCAAAUCAACCACUGCCCUCUCGGUGAAGGGAAUCUUAAUUUAUUAUGGUAGCUACGCCACAGUUCGCCUGUGCUACUAAGGACUGGCUCAUGCUGUAGUCUCCAAUGGAAGGUUCAUGCUGGCCGGGAUCACUCCCUUUAACACACAGCUUGAAUUUUGAGAAAGAGAACCAUUUAAAAGAAGUUGGUGCCUUCAUUGAUUGCUGUCAGGAGUAAUGUAACAUGGUACAGUUGCAUAGAAUGAAGUGUAUAUUUUUUUUAAUUAUUGCCAAAUGGAUUAAAGAAGUUUAAACUGAAA